CCAAGCUGUCUUUUGGGUUCGGAAAUUGCCUAUUGGAUACAUGCUUGAUAAUACGAAAGACUGCAUAUAAUAGCGGAGAAGGUUGCAGGCUGAAGAAGCUUGUCGAUGCAGGGGUUUCUGGGGACCUUGCGACCUGUCACCAUCCCCAUUAACCCAACAAGUUAGGUGGUAUCGAGGGGAGUUGGGCCGCCCGCGGGCACCUCUUGGCAGUCCUGUGAAAUUGCCGCAGAUGAAACCACACCAUUGGUUACCCAAAAUAAACAAGAAUUGCUCCUCAGGUGACUGCCCCUCCCUGUCGACAUAUCACGGCACCCUUUUGGCAAACACAAGGGGCAGGUCAACUAUCUAGGGUAAGGUAUCGAUCCAUGUGUUCAAAGUCCCAUCGCGCUAGGCAGAGAAUACCCGGCUGUCGCGACAGACCAACAUCCCAUCUACAGAUGCGCGUCAUCUCCUCGGCUGGUCACAUCAUCUCGGUGAUACGCGUCGCCGCUUUCCACUGCCAUGUAACGCGGACCCACGAACCAUGGCAGACACAUACAUAAAAGCCCUUUGGGGGCCUCUUCUUUGAGAGAUCAACCCAACUCCCCUCGCUCAGCAGGCAACGCCCACAAGCCUCGUACUCCAGGAAAGCCCUGAGCAGCCGAGCCCACCAUGCGCAGCACAAUCCUCUCCACCGCCUCGGCCCUCGCCCUCGCCCUCAACCUGGGCGGGGUCUGGGCCUCGUUCGUGGCCGAGGACGGCGAGGCGGCUCCCUUGGUGGCCCGCAGCUUCAUCAUCGAGUACGCCGGCGCCGGCGGCAGGUCGGCUAAGCAGCGGCGCCAGACGGCCGAGAUCGCAUCCACCGACGGCAUCAAGGUCGUCAAGGCGUUUGACAGCGACAUCUUUACGGGCGCCAGCAUCGAGACCGCGACGUACAACGUCGACGACCUCGAGCGUCUGCCCGGGGUGGUCCGCGUCUGGCUCAACGAGGAGGUCAAGUUGGCGCCUCUGCAAGACCAGCGUGCUGCCGCUGUCGGGGAUGCUCUCGAGUACACCACCCACAACGUCACGGGUGUGUCAAAGCUGCAUGAUCAGGGGCUUUUUGGAAAGGGCGUCAAGGUUGGUGUCGUUGAUACCGGCAUUUGGUACGACCAUCCUGCUUUGGGUGGUGGCUUCGGAGCCGGCUUCAAGGUCGCCGGUGGAUGGGACUUUGUCGGCGACGGCAACUACCCCAUCAGCGGCCCCAAGGCACCUGAUGACGAUCCGAUUGACAGCAACGGCCACGGCACUCACGUCGCUGGUAUCGUCGCUGGAAAGACUGAGGGGUGGACAGGAGUUGCUCCCGAGGCGGAACUGUAUGCCUACAAGGUCUUUUCCCAAGCCGGUAGCACCGACUCGGCCACACUUAUCGAGUCGUUCCUCCGGGCUUAUGAGGACGGAAUGGACAUUAUCACUGCCAGUAUUGGUGGUGCCAACGGCUGGUCAAACAACGCCUGGGCCGAGGUGGCCUCUCGUCUGGUCGAGGAGGGUGUCGUCGUCACAAUUUCUGCCGGUAACUCUGGCGCCAUUGGCCCCUUCUAUGGCAGCUCCGGGUCUUCAGGCCGCAACGUCAUUGCUGUCGCAUCAGUCUCCACUGCUCUCCUCCCGGUGUACCCCUUUGAGGCCACUUUCACACCGGCCGGUGGCAGCUCGGACACAGUCAAGGUCGGCUACAUCCCAGCCCGGGAUUAUUUCCCACCGACUGUGGUCGACUGGCCCAUUGUCUCGCUUUCGCUUGACCCCACGGCCACUGCAGAUGGCUGCACUCCAUACCCGCCCGGUACGCCCAGCUUGCAGGGCAAGAUCCCGCUGGUGCGUCGCGGUACCUGCUCGUUCCAGAUCAAGCAGGAGAACCUGGCUGCCCUGGGAGCGCAGUACAUUCUCAUCUACAACAACGAGUCGCCCAUCACCACACCCGGCACGAGCAACUACACCACGCUCAUUGCCAUGAUCCCCGCCGAAUCGGGCGUAUCUAUUAUCGAGACGCUCAAGUCCGGUGGCAACGUCACGGCCGACUUUUCAACCGUGCCCGAAAUCCCCGUCGGCCUGCCCUACUCCGAAGGCAACCGCCCCAACACUUUCACCUCGUGGGGUGCCCUGUACGACCUGCAGCUCAAGCCCGACAUUGCGGCGCCUGGAGGACAAAUCUUCAGCACCUGGGUCGACGGCACUUACAACAUCAUCAGCGGCACCUCCAUGGCCUGCCCCUACGUGGCCGGCGUCGCCGCUCUCUACAUCAGCGCCAAGGGCGGCCGCUCCGUCCAGGGCAAGGGGUUCGCGCGGGUCCUGUCCCGGCGCAUCAUCUCUAGCGGCGUGGCCCUGCCGUGGUCGGACGGCACGUCGCGCGACUACAACUUUGCCGCACCUCCCGCGCAGGUCUCCACUGGCCUGAUCGACGCCUUCAAGGUGCUCGAGUACGACACACAGCUCGAGUUCAACAAGAUGGAGCUCAACGACACGCGCUACUUUUCGCGCUACCACGACGUCACCGUCACCAACCAGGGCUCCUCGCCCGUCUCGUACAAGUUCUCCAGCCAGCCGGCCGCGGGCGUCGACACCGUCACGUGGGGCCCGGCCGCGGUGGGGCGCGGCGUCACGCAGCGCAUCCGCACCUUUGACCAGCUCACGCCGCGCGCCUACGAGCCCGUCGUCAGCCUGCCGCGCGACUUUACCCUGCGGCCCGGCGAGUCCAAGCGCGUCAGCGUCAACUUUGGCAACCCGGACACGCUGGGCUGGAACGCGUCGGCUCUGCCGCUGUACGGUGGCAAGGUGGUCGUCGCGGGCAGCAACGGCGAGGUCCUCUCGGUCCCGUACAUGGGCGUCGGCGCGGACUUGAGGAACCAGCUCGGCUCGAUUGUCGAGACCGGGUUUCCUUAUGUCGUUUCUGGACUCAACAACACUCUGAUUGAGGACAAGAACUGGUUCACUUUUAACUUGAGCCUCGGCGCACAGGAUUUCCCCAAGUCCACCAUCAAGCUCCUCUGGGGCACUCGCCAGAUCCGCUGGGAUAUCUUCGAACCCACCUGGACCGAGCGCAACUGGGUAUACCCCCCAGUGGUUGGCGAGAACGGCUACGUGGGCACGGCCACGCAGCACGUCAAGUCCAGCGCGGGCGCGUUCUUCGACCCCUCCCUCGACGACCCGGACCAGGCCUCGCCGUUCCCCAUCCUGGACGUCGCCCGCACCCAGCUGCCGUCCGUGUACCAGUCCUGGUGGCUCGGCAAGCUCGGCAACGGGUCGCAGAUCGCAGAGGGCCGCUACAUGAUGCGCGUCGCCGUGCUCAAGCCCUUUGGCAACCCCAGGGCGGCCGACAACUGGGAUGUUCUCAGGACGCCCGUGUUUGAGGUCCGUGGCAAGUAUUAAAAGGCCGGGCUGGAGAGGCCACUUGAGGCUACAGGAUUGAGGCUAGCCUGCGGAUGUUGAAGGCGUUUUAUGCCGCAUUUUUAAUACAGUAUCCCUGCAUAAUAGAUAGUGAGGCAGUCAAUCAUAUGAGAGUUUAC
Molecule: messenger RNA, 3518 nt
Organism: Pyricularia oryzae 70-15
Lineage: Eukaryota; Fungi; Ascomycota; Sordariomycetes; Magnaporthales; Pyriculariaceae
Product: minor extracellular protease vpr
Exons: 5
Coding region: 652-3381 (909 amino acids)
Biological process (GO): proteolysis
Cellular component (GO): cell wall; membrane; cytosol
Molecular function (GO): serine-type endopeptidase activity; tripeptidyl-peptidase activity
Source: RefSeq, a predicted model, not a curated record